This is a messenger RNA of Didymella exigua CBS 183.55, 1749 nucleotides long. RefSeq lists its product as uncharacterized. NCBI's taxonomy places the organism in Eukaryota, Fungi, Ascomycota, Dothideomycetes, Pleosporales, Didymellaceae. The coding region runs from base 1 to 1749 and encodes 582 amino acids. The record is from RefSeq and is a predicted model, not a curated record. The transcript has a single exon.
AUGAUCUUCCAACGACGUUUCCACUCCCAUACACCCACCUCCAUCGACUCUCCGCCCACGCCUCCGCCGAAAGACACCGUCUCUCCGGCAAAGACACUCGAGCAGAUACUGGGUAUAGCAGUAAGCCCGCGCGCCCCAAAGCCCCCUCCACACGCGGUUGGAACUGUCGCAAGCAACCCUCGGAUCUUCAAGACAACACCACUGCGGUCAGCAUCGAGUCCUCUCAAGAGCAGCGCACCAAGGCGAGCACCAAGUAGCAGGAAGACAGGACAUGCAACAAUACACACGGACCCGGUCGGUGGCCAUGAUGCCUUCGAGAGUGAUGCCUUUGCGGUACAUAUGCCGACCACGCGCAUACCCAUCAUCGAUGCGCCUGUGUCGCGGCCCAAAAUAGGCUCGUCUGCGCGUGCGCAGGCGGAAGCGGUACAGACGUACAAAGAGAAGGCCGAACAAGCACGCAAGCGGAACAACAAUGUCGGCGUGCGCGUACCAAACAAUAUCGCCUCAUAUGACUACGCAUACGCCAACACACCAAAGCCGGGCGCCGCGAUCCCAGCUGUCCUCAAGCCAUCCGGCAGCCCUCCCGCACCGGCAGGCGCAUUUCCCAUCAGCCCUCCAGCAGUCCAGCAGCAGUGGACACAAGCCGAGCCGACACCUAGGAACAAGAUCCCAAGCAACACCUCCGUGUACCGCAAGCCCACGGUCGUCGGGGUCACGACCUCCGCAGCCGUCCUCGCAGAAUGCGUCUCGUACGUGCGUGCCGACGCAAAGACCGGAGCCUCGAGCCCAACGACACCGCUGCGAUCAACAACCGUCAAGAUCAGCAUGAAGCCCAAGACCCCGUCGCCGUCGAGAGCCCCAGCGAUUCCAGCGCUCAAAGUCGAGCCUUGCAGACCGCAGACCGGCCGUGCACAUGCUUGCGAAGCCGAGCACGGCCGCGGCAUGUACUCCCGUGCUCCUUACGUGGAGCGCGCAUCGCGAUCGCCAAGCCCGACAAAGACGAUCCCGAAUUUCGCGCGCCAGUACUCGAUCGAGGGGGACUCGAUCUUCGGGUACAAAGUCAGAGACCCCCUCGGUACCGAAGCAGGGGCGGACAAGAGCGCGAGCAACAGUGACGAAGAGACACCCAAGUCCAGCACGGGGAAUCAGACGGUGUCGAAAGCACCGCAGCAGAAGAGGACUCUGACAGAUCGCUGGCCAUGGAUCCGCAGGGACGGUGCUAAAGGUUCAGGCAGACCGCCUGCGAUGCCCGCCCCGGAUCCACCUGUCCUCGCACCCGUCAAGGCGCCUGCGCAUAUCAAGCUCACCAGCAAGAGGCCGGUGAGCACCUAUGUCAGUCCAUUUGAGGGCAUCGUGACACCGGCUACUUCGCCUCCGCGCGUACGGCCGGGACCUGCGAGAUCUGCAGCUGCAGCGAAAGCUACGACAACUCAAGCCGAGUCUGCGAAACGAGCACCAAUUGUCCCGAGAAGCAAAACGCCGCCUGUGCCAGCCACGGAGUCGACUAUCGACGUGGGAAUGCAGCGGGUUCAAGACCUCGUUGUGCUGGGUGUGAAGGUCGCACUUGCUCUGUAUAUUGUCGUGGCGUUGUGGUUCAUUCUCGACGCGCUCAGAGAGGCGCUUUACCUUGUGUUUGUGCCGUUGCGGUUUGUUUUGGUGUUGAUUUGGGCGAUCGUGGGUGUUGUUGGGAGAGCAUUGGGGGGCGUUGCAGGAAUGAUGUGUGGGAGGAUUAGGGUGCUGGGGCGAUGA